AUGGAGCUCUCUAGCGAGGAGGAGGCUUUGUUUGUGGCCAUCUCCUUCGGCAAAAUUCACCGCAUCGAGAAACUUCUCCAACAGGUGGACGAUCUGAACGUGCGCUCCCUGAAAGACCAAACGCCAUUGGUCUACGUGUGUCACGUGCUCUCCGGCGCCAUCUGCAGUCACGUGACGCGGAUGCUGCUGAAGCAGAAGUCAUGUGACCCGAACGCCAGGGACGGGAAGGGGAAGACAGCGCUCAUGUACGCCAGCAUGGACAAAGACAAGUGUGACGCCGUGCGCAUCCUGGUGAGAAACCGCGCGUGUGAUACGAACCUCAUGGACGAGAACGGCUACACGGCCCUCAUGCACGCCGUUGCCAACGACAACAUGGACGCCGUGGACAUCCUGCUGUUCUGCCCACGCGUGGUGUGCAAGGUGGACGUGAACAUGCACAGCUUGUCCGGCGCCACGGCCACGGACCUCGCCGUGGAGUCACGGAACGCACGCUGCUGCCAGACGCUGGUGAAACGUGCGGGCGCCGACGUGACGCUUGUUCAUGACGUGGCGCUACUCAACACCCUACUGGCCAAGACGUGA
Aplysia californica (California sea hare) is the source of this 582-nucleotide messenger RNA. Its product is annotated as ankyrin repeat domain-containing protein 34B-like. The transcript has a single exon. The coding region runs from base 1 to 582 and encodes 193 amino acids. Lineage: Eukaryota; Metazoa; Mollusca; Gastropoda; Aplysiida; Aplysiidae. The record is from RefSeq and is a predicted model, not a curated record. Gene Ontology annotation, molecular function: protein binding.